GGGUAGGGUCUUCUCCAAUUUACCGGCGUCUCAGACAGUUCUGUGUCAGUAGCCAUAGGAUAUAGGCUGCCACCAUGGACGACCAGGGAUAUUAUAGUAAUAAUAGAAUCAAUUCUACCAAUUCAGGAGUUCAUCGGAGAACAAAUAGGCAGUCUGGAAAUAAUGCAUGGCAAGAGCCCGGGGAUUCCAAUCCUGAUGUCAAUGCUAACGCACCUGUCAACGCGAACACCGACCCACAAACACAGCAGGAUCCAACUCAGCCUCGAUAUUCAGAUGGGUUCACCAUGAUACCACCCAUUGAAUCACGAAGGAGUAAACUACAAAUGAUGGCUCAGAAAGAAGAGGAGGAUUUACAGAGAUGGAAGGAAGCAAACAGACCUGGUCCUGUCCAGCUGGCCCCAGAGAGGCUAGGUGGUGCUGUGUCAUUGGCUGAGGCCAGAGAGAGGCAGCUGUUGGAGUUACGCCGAUCUAAACUGCAGAAACAGCUGAGAAAAGAGGAGAUGGAUCGGCAACAGAAACAGUCUGAGGAAGAGGAGAAUGACAGGAUGAAGGCUAAACAGCGGGAGAAGGCUGAGAGACUGGAGGAGAGGAGAAAACAGGAGGAGAGGCAGAGGAGAGAAGUUCUCCAACAGGACCACCUCAGGCCAGAGCCCAGGAUUACAGGGCAGAGAGGAGGAGAACACAGCUCUACAGCUGAAGAAGGAGGAACAGAGGAUGAAGAGUGAGGUUUUGGAGGGGAAAGAGAGUGAUCAAGAGGAGG
Messenger RNA from Salvelinus sp. IW2-2015, 760 nucleotides. The record is from RefSeq and is a predicted model, not a curated record. NCBI's taxonomy places the organism in Eukaryota, Metazoa, Chordata, Actinopteri, Salmoniformes, Salmonidae.